AUGUCUAAUCUCCAAAGUGAGCAGCUUCUGCAAAUGGAAACAACAUGUGGAUCACUUUUAUAUGAACUUCAGAUAAUUUGGAACGAAGUUGGGGAGUCUGACAAAGACAGGGAUACGAUGUUGCUUGAGCUUGAGCAGGAGUGUCUAGAAGUAUACAGAAGAAAGGUAGAUCAGGCAAAUCGGUGUAGGGCACAGCUAAGGCAAGCAAUUGCUGAUUCUGAAGCAGAACUAGCAGCAAUCUGUUCUGCAAUGGGGGAGCGACCAGUACAUAUUAGACAGUCUGAUCAAAAUGCUGGAAGCUUGAAGGAAGAGCUCAGCAAAAUAGUUCCACAGCUGGAGGAGAUGAAGAAAAGAAAAUUGGACAGAAAAAAUAAAUUUCUGGAAGUUCUAGAGGAGAUACAAAUUAUUUCAAGUGAGAUUAAUGGGAGCACAGAGUAUAGUUCUUCUAAGACGGUUGUUGAUGAAACUGAUUUGUCAUUAAGAAGGCUUGAAGAAUUGCACAGACAGCUGCAUGCACUCCAAACUGAGAAGAGUGAUCGGCUGAAGCAGAUACAGGACCACCUGUGUACAUUGAACUCACUUUGCUUAGUUCUGGGUAUGGAUUUCAAGCAGUCAAGUAGUGAGGUUCAUCCCAGUUUAGAUGAUUCAGAAGGAUGCAAGAAUAUAAGUAAUGAUACAAUUGAGCGGCUGGCUGCUGCAAUACAAAAAUUACGGGAGGUUAAACUACAGAGAAUGCAGAGGCUUCAAGAUCUUGCAUCUACCAUGUUAGAGCUAUGGAACUUGAUGGAUACACCAAUUGAGGAGCAACAGAUGUUUCAGAAUAUAACCUGUAAUAUUGCUGCUUCAGAACAUGAGAUAACUGAACCGAAUACACUCUCUGUGGACUUCAUCAAUUACGUUGAGGCAGAAGUAUCUCGGUUGGAAGAGUUGAAAUCAAGUAAAAUGAAAGAGCUUGUUCUUAAGAAGAGGUCUGAGCUAGAGGAAAUCUGUAGAAAGACACAUAUGGUCCUAGAAGCAGAUAGCGCAAUUGAUUACGUCAUUGAAGCUAUAGAUUCAGGAGAUGUGGACCCUGCUUGUGUCCUUGAUCAAAUUGAGCUUCAGGUUGCAAAGGUUAAGGAGGAAGCUUUUAGCCGGAAAGAAAUACUUGAAAAAGUUGACAAAUGGUUGUUUGCAUGUGAUGAGGAGUGCUGGCUCGAGGAGUAUAACAGGGACGAAAACCGAUACAAUGCUGGAAGAGGAGCUCAUCUUACUCUUAAACGUGCUGAGAAAGCACGUGCUCUGGUUAAUAAACUUCCAGCAAUGGUGGAUGCAUUGGCUUCAAAAACCAUAGCAUGGGAGAAGGAGAGAGGCAUUGAUUUCACAUACGAUGGUAUCCGUCUUCUUUCCAUGCUUGAAGAGUAUACUAUUUUACGCGAGGAGAAGGAGCAAGAACGCCGAAGGCAGCGGGACCAGAAAAAAAUUCAGGGUCAGCUCAUAGCUGAACAAGAGGCACUUUAUGGGUCAAAACCAAGUCCUUCCAAACCUCAGAGUGUAAAGAAAGCUCCCAGAAUGUCAACUGGAGGUGCAAGCAAUAGAAGACUUUCUAUGCAAGCUCCGAAACCUGAUCCACUUCACUCGAUCAAAGCUACUCCUCAUUCACGUCCAACCCCAAGGAAGGCUGACCGAAUCCACCAGAAUGAGCAAUUAAGUAAUUAUCUGGAUGAUGGCUUUUCAGCUUUGUCCUCAGGCAGGAGAGGCUUGGAUGUUGCUGGUCUUCCUGUUAAAAAGCACUCUUUUGGUGCCACAAAUGCUUCUGAAGUAGAGACACCCACAAUGCGGAAACCCUUCUCACCCAUUUCUAUUCCAACUGAAAAUGGUGCAAUGACUACUCCUUUGAAGUCUACCAAUCUUGCAGAUGAAGAGAAUAAGACUCCCAAGGUGAUGCCAAUUUUUGUGCCAACGACGCCAUCAACGGUGUCAGUACCAAUGCAGACAGCUAUGACCCCGGCUCAUCCACCAAUUCCUUUUGCUGCCAAUGUAGUCGAAGAAAUCACUGAAGAGAUUGAAUACUCUUUUGAGGAAAGAAGAGCUGGUUUUGUGCUCCCAAAAGCACAUAUCAAGUCCAUGAUACAAGUUUGA
Prunus armeniaca (apricot) is the source of this 2118-nucleotide messenger RNA. Lineage: Eukaryota; Viridiplantae; Streptophyta; Magnoliopsida; Rosales; Rosaceae. The record is from the annotation of a GenBank genome assembly.